GGUCCUUGAGUUUACUUUUGUUUAAAGGUUAAAACAGUUUACUGAAAUACUACCAGUCUACUUCAGCAGCCACUUUUAUUCUCAACAAAACUUAUAGCACGUUUGAAGAUGUCCAUUACGGUGUAUUUCAGCAGUGUGAGUGGCUCUAGAGAGGUAAAGCAACAUCAGUCUGAGAUUUUCCAGUUCCUGGAAUCCAAAAAGAUCAAGUACUUUGCUGUGGACAUUGCAGUAAACACUGACGUGAAGGAGGAGAUGAGGAAGAAAGUGGGAAACCCCUCAGCCAUGCCCCCUCAGGUCUUUAAUGGAAACAAAUACUGUGGGGACUAUCAGAAGUUUUUUGAUGCAGUGGAAGAUGGGAAACCAGAUGCUUUCUUCAAACUCUGAGCUACUAUAGGCACACUGAACUAAUCCUUGUAUUUUUAAGAUUACAUAUGUUAGGAAGCUACAUAUUUUACAUCAUUAAAUGAAAAAAGAUUUUCUUUCAAA
Carassius carassius (crucian carp) is the source of this 486-nucleotide messenger RNA. Its product is annotated as SH3 domain-binding glutamic acid-rich-like protein 3. The transcript is spliced from 3 exons. The record is from RefSeq and is a predicted model, not a curated record. Gene Ontology annotation, cellular component: cytoplasm. Bases 109 to 384 code for a protein of 91 amino acids. Lineage: Eukaryota; Metazoa; Chordata; Actinopteri; Cypriniformes; Cyprinidae.